Talaromyces rugulosus is the source of this 1233-nucleotide messenger RNA. RefSeq lists its product as uncharacterized. Gene Ontology annotation, cellular component: cell surface; extracellular region. The transcript is spliced from 3 exons. Gene Ontology annotation, biological process: glucan catabolic process. Gene Ontology annotation, molecular function: beta-glucosidase activity. Bases 1 to 1233 code for a protein of 410 amino acids. NCBI's taxonomy places the organism in Eukaryota, Fungi, Ascomycota, Eurotiomycetes, Eurotiales, Trichocomaceae. The record is from RefSeq and is a predicted model, not a curated record.
AUGAAGACUUUGGGGGUUAUCGCAACGCUGUGUGGCCUCUCGGCAGCAUGGAUGCCCGGAGUACACAAGGAUAUCUACUCCAAAGAAGGCAAAAACCUGUUUGAAAAGAGUGUAUCUUCCACCAGAAAGCGCUACCUGCCAGGUUCUGGAAAGAUCCGCGGUGUCAACCUCGGCUCCCUGUUUGUGUUUGAGCCAUGGAUUGCUGAGACUACCUGGAGCAGUAUGGGGUGUGGCAAUCAGAAUUCUGAGUUUGACUGCGUAAACUCGGAGGGCCAGGAUACCGCCAACACCAAUUUUUCCGACCACUGGGGCUCAUGGAUUGUGGAGGAAGACUUUGCCAACAUGACCAGUUACGGACUGAACACGAUCCGGAUCCCGGUAGGAUACUGGAUCCGUGAGGAUCUUGUCUACACAGACAGCGAGCACUUCCCGCAAGGCGCCCUAUCCUACCUCGAACAAGUCUGUGGGUGGGCAAGUGACCAUGGACUAUACAUCAUCAUCGAUCUCCAUGGUGCUCCCGGUGCCCAGGUUUCCCAGAAUGCCGACACCGGUCAGUUUGCUGAUACCCCCGGAUUCUAUGUCGACUAUCAAUUUGAGCGUGCCCUUCAAUUUCUGGAGUGGAUGACUACCAACAUUCACAGCAAUGACAAUUUCCGCAACGUGGGCAUGCUUGAGAUUGCCAACGAACCUGUGCAGGACUCGACCCAGGUUGGCGAUCUACUCUCGUCUUAUUAUCCGAAUGCCUUUAGUAGAAUCCGUGCCGCCGAAAGCGCUCUCAACGUCACAGAAAACAACGAAUUGCACAUUGAAAUGAUGAAUAAUUUAUGGGGCUCUGGCGACCCUACCCAAUACCUGACCGACAACUACUUUGCCGCGUAUGACGACCACCGCUACAUAAAAUGGGACAGCAGCGUCGCGGUCAGCCAGGAUAACUACAUUAGCACAUCUUGCAACGACGACCGCGGUGGCAACACGCCGACAAUCGUCAGCGAGUGGAGUUUGAGUGUACCGGAUGAUGUUCAGUGGAAUUCCGACUGGGACCCGAGCACCAACCAGGAAUUUUAUAAGAAGUGGUUUGCGGCCCAGGUAAUGACUUAUGAGAAGCAAGACGGCUGGGUGUUCUGGACAUGGAAGUCGGAGCUCGGUGACUACCGCUGGUCAUACCAGGAUGCUGUCACUGCUGGCGUCAUUCCCACCGAUCUCGACACUGUUUACGACCUCGGAGUAUGCUGA